GUCGCUGAAACAGAAAAGAGGUCAUUUUAAGCCACUAUCCAAUCCCGCUGCUUAUACACAAUCAUUUGCAUAGACUUCCUCCAAUUACACAGUGGUCACCGUUUAAUGCAACCGGUUUGAUUCUUUUUAUCUGUCCUGCAAGAAUUAAAUCCUGGGAUUUAGUUUAAAUAUAGUUAUAAGAUUUUAGCCAUCAAAAUCAUUUCCAGCAGAGGUUUGUAGUUCAAUGUUGGAACAUGAAUCGUGGGUUUGCCAAUCAAAAUCAUCUGUACUCCUCCUCGUAUCCGGUCCUAUCUUAUUAUACUUGAUCACGUUUGACAGUUUAACAGUUUAAGCGGGUUCUCAGUAUCCACUAUCACAUGGUUUAUUGACUAAUAUGAACUGCUUCUAAUUUUAGGGUAGUGCAUACUUAUUGCAGAGUUUGAUACUCGAGUUAAGAAGUUACUGUGGGAUCAAAUAAGUGAGCUCUUCUACAAAGUGCAAAUAAAGAGGUUAAUGGCAGAUUUUAUACAAACCAUUUUCGCGCUAAUAUUGUUUUACAUACUAUAUUAGUGUCUGCAGAAUGUUUCUUAUGUCAUCGGAAAACCCUGCAAAAUGUUGGAAAUUCAUUCACAUUCACUUCCAUAAUGAAGUGGGACCUGAAUGCUCCGUGUUCUAGCAUCAUUUCUGUACAAAUUUCGCGCCUUUCCAGAUUUUUCUUCAUUCAGUAACUACUACGUUUAUUAAGCCUAACAUGCCAUGUGCUGACUUUAUUUUUGUUAUCUUUACUUAGUACGUGUCUGUUUAUCUCAAAUGUUUUAUUAGAUCGCUUUCUGAAUCCGGUUUAGAAGUUAUUAUUUAUAUGGCAUAUUCUGACGAAGACCAAAGUACCUAUCUAAAGGAUGUCUUCAAAUUUUACAAACACUUAAACUAUACACAUGAUGUUCGCGAACAAAUACAGAGAUACACUGACUCAACUUUCAAGGAAACAGUAUUCACUAGGUUGCCGAAUUCACGUUCAGACUGUUCAGUGCAGACUAUACCGACCGAAGAUUUUUUCAUAAUAAAGAACUUCUUCAGUCCAGUUGAAAUUAAAGAUUUAUGGCUUGCUGCACUGACAGAAUGGUGUCACUCGCCGACGGCUCAAUGUAAUUUGAGCACAAAUGUGUCUCAUAAUAAUCGGAUUGCUUGUACUGAUCCAUGGUAUUCUAAACUCCGUUGGAUAACUUUAGGCUAUCACUAUCAGUGGAGCGAAAGAAUUUACAAUGAAUCUAAAGUUGGUGAAUUUCCAUCGUUGCUGUAUGGGACUACAGUAAACAUUAUCAACUUCCUUAAGCAUUUAAUUGAAGAAGGAGAGAUUGCUUCUAGGAAUUCAUCUCGUCUGUUGGAACAGUGCCGAAAUUACACUCCAGAAGCGUCAAUUGUGAACUAUUAUCGAACAAAAACAACCAUGGGCUUCCAUUCUGAUGAUGCGGAAAUAGAUAAAGAAGCUCCUUUGGUUUCGAUUAGCAUUGGACCCGCUGCAUUAUUCUUACUAGAAACAUCAGAAGCCAUCAAGCAUGAAUUCGACGUUUCAUUGCAUGGGAGUUUUAACCGAGCAGCUGACUAUGACCACGUACUACCGAUUUACCUUUGUCAUGGUGAUGUAGUAAUAAUGGCUGGUAAAAGUCGUCUGGCUCGUCAUGCAGUCCCAGUAGUUUUCUUCGAUGAUGAUACAGAGGUUGUGUCGAAAGGAGCUCUUCGUGUUAGUCAUGAUAUUUGUGAAAAAAUUUUAAAGCAAGAUCAUAAUGAUGAUGCGUGUACACAUUGCCAAGAGUGUCUGACAUAUAUUAGGACUACACGUAUAAAUAUGAAUAUACGCCAAGUAAUGCCUGUUCAUAGAUAAAGCGAAUGUUAAUAUUGUUUUAUUUUUCAAUUAUUCAGUAAAUUUUACUAUACGAUACAUUUUUAGUACUACAAUAAAUAACUUGUCUUUCGACAAGCGUCAACUACUUCUUAAAUCUAGUCUAGCGAUUCUGUAUCACGUUAUUUAUUUUAUGCUGUGUUUCAAGAGAUUACGAGUUCACCUAAUCUGCGAACGGGACGAAGACUCAGUUUCACAAUGACCAAAUCAGUUAACUAUAACGAUGCAUCCCAGUCUCGCUAACUAAAGAGAGAAGUCCAGGUUCAGAAGAGGGGAAUGUACUCCACAAGCAAUCAGAAGCCCGAACAACAACCACAACUCAAACACAUAUAUACAGCAUAAAAAUAUCCUUGGGAAACGUUACAAAAUAGCAUAUGAAGAGAGACAACGAACCAGUGUGGGAAAUGAAAAUGGAAUGAGCGCUUUUGGCGCGAAAAGACUCAAAUUACAAAAAUAAGAUAUUUACCUCGAGUUCUAGGGAUCUAACAUCGCCAACAUUUUAUCAAGCCACUGCUUUAAUAAACAUACUUUUGCGACAAAAUGUGUUCUUUGAAAUGAGUCUCAUACAUUUUACGGUUUAUUUUCUUAGCGUCACUAUCCAUAUGCAGUGUUUAC
Schistosoma margrebowiei is the source of this 2494-nucleotide messenger RNA. The record is from the annotation of a GenBank genome assembly. Lineage: Eukaryota; Metazoa; Platyhelminthes; Trematoda; Strigeidida; Schistosomatidae.